CCGGGUAGGGAGGUAGCUAAGGGAAUUGGUUCUCCCUCCCGUGGUGGUCAUUCCUGCUGUUGCUAUGGGGGGUGGCGGGAGUAGCCAUGGCAAUAGGAAGGUCUCCUUCGAGCUGGAUGAGCAGGAGCGAGUGCGAGUCCUGCAGGGCAUCCGGCUUUCUGAAGAUGUGGUGAAACGAAUGAAGGAACCUUUCCAACCUAAAAGGGAUCAGCGAUCACCGUCCUUGUCUCCUCCUCCUUUGUCACAAUCUACGGAAGGGAAAUGUAAAACGUCUACAGAGAUCCGUCCACCAACAGCUGACAACUUGGGUCGAAAACCCUCCGAAGCAGAGGAGGAUCUGUACAAGAGGUAUGAGCAAGAGCAGGCAAUGGUCCAAGAGGAGCUACUCCGACUGGCCAAAAGAGAGCGGGAAGCAGCCAACGAGAGUCUGAAUGUGAGCCUCCAGCGGGAGAGAAAUACCACCAAUGAAGAGAAGCUGAAAGCAGCCCAGCUGCCUGUGGAUUUGGAUGCGUGGUCCCAGGAACUGCAGUGGAAGGAUGAAGAACUGAAGAGGAGAGGCACCUUCUAUAAGGAGCAGUUGGCCCACAUUGAGAAGAAGAAUUCUGAAAUCUACAAGAUGACCUUGGAUCAAUACAAUGAGGCAGUUACCAAUGCAGAAGAUCAGAUCAGGAACUGUUGGUCCACUUCGAUUAAAGCCCAGCUGCUGGCAAAGUGCAGAAAGCAGGGGACCACAGAAGCUCUUAGAAGCCCAGCAUUCUUUUGGAUUCAUGCUGAUGCAAAUGAGUGCCUUCUGUCCAUGGUGGUCCACAAAAUCACCAUGAAUCCAUAUCCAGAUGCCUGCAUGUAUCAGUCUUAAUUGAUGGAUUUGGACUUGAGGGGGAAGGACCCUGUGUUUGGAGGAAAAGCUAUGCUCUGCAUAAUGUAUGUCGCCACCAUCAUUAUCUCUCUUCCAUCGAGAGAAUAAUUCCCAUGAAUAGAUCUUGUUUCCGAUGGGGGACAUGAGUGAUAAGUCUCCAUUUUUUAAUUUUUUUUUAAUAAUCCUGUUAAGUUUUUUGUUUCACUGUUACUCUGUAUUUCAUAAGAUGUUGCCUUUGUCCUUCAGAGCAAGGAAUCUAAGGAAAUGCCAGAGCCUGCUUAUAUUGAGUUAAUACUGACUCAAGCAGGUGUGAUUGUGUGUUUGACACUAACAGAGACAUUCCUGCCUUCCCCUCUCAAGCUUCCUCCUAAGAACAAUAAAAAUGUGUUUAAUGGCC
Messenger RNA from Lacerta agilis (Sand lizard), 1253 nucleotides. RefSeq names its product coiled-coil-helix-coiled-coil-helix domain containing 6 (gene CHCHD6). Gene Ontology annotation, cellular component: MICOS complex; mitochondrion. The record is from RefSeq and is a predicted model, not a curated record. Gene Ontology annotation, biological process: DNA damage response; cristae formation. Lineage: Eukaryota; Metazoa; Chordata; Lepidosauria; Squamata; Lacertidae. The transcript has 8 exons. Bases 65 to 856 code for a protein of 263 amino acids.